UCAGUCAUGCGUAGAUGCUGAUCCGUGCUGCUGGGUGCGCCAUAUUGGCUGGCUUACAUGGGGAGUGGAGUUAGGCAAGCCACUUGAAAAAUCAAGCCAGUUUCCAGACAUGAAGCGCUUCGAAGAUAACAAGUAAAUCAACGCGGUAGGAUUUGUCUGUUUUCUUGAGUGCAAAGUGUUUAAUUUGCCAAAUUGCUCGCCAUUUUCCCGUGAAGAGGCUCUCGGUGAACUCGAGUCCAAUGGAUCCCAGGACCGCUUGGAUCCAGCCGGAGCAGAAGGGACCUGCCAAUUCCCUGUGGAUGCACAUUUGGGAAACCUCUCUGGGAUUUGGAGCAAACUCCGGCAUCGACAACCACCUUCACCACCAACGCAACUUUGCAGCGCAAAAUGCUAACUCCACGGUCUCAAACGGCGAGUAUUGCAAGAAUGUAGCGCCGCCGCCGGGGGGUGUGUUUGGGAAACUGCCGAAGCGAGACGGCGGCGGAGAGAGGGGAAGUGUCCGGAGGAAGGGCUCGUUGUCGCCGUCCUCCUCCUCUCUGGACUCGGAGGCCGAGAGCUCCUCGCCUUCCGGCUCCUCUCUGCAAAUCGACAAUUUAAACGUCGCAGAAGAGGCCAACCGGUUUUUACACUACGGCGAGCACGAGUUGAACGAGAACAAUCUUAGACAGCAACAUCCCCCUCCGCCUUUUCACACUGUUCAACAACACUGUCGCAGCAUGCAACAAUCUGACGGCCACACCCCCACUGGGAUGAAAAAUCAGCAUGGGAACAAGUACCACCACCAUCAGUCACAUUCAUCCGGCCGCAGGAGGCAUCUGAACAGGGCCAACACUUUCCACGGCAUCAACCCGUUCCUGGCCUACGUCUGCAAUGGACACUAUGCAGACUCAUCUUGUAGCCUGUGGAAAACCAGGCGGUAUAGCCCGGGUAUUAAUGGUCUUCAUGAAGAAAUUGUGGACUUUUUCAACUUUAUGUCACCGCGACCAGAGGAGGAGGCCAUGAGAAGAGAUGUCGUGAACAGAAUAGAGAGUGUCAUUAAGGACUUGUGGCCCACGGCUCGGGUGGAGAUAUUUGGAAGCUUCAGCACAGGACUUUACCUUCCAACAAGUGACAUUGACCUGGUGGUGUUUGGAAAGUGGGACCAUCCCCCACUGCAGGAACUGGAACAAGCCCUGAAGAAACGCAAUGUGGCCGGCCCGUAUCCCAUCAAGGUCCUCGAUAAAGCCACAGUGCCAAUCAUCAAGCUUACUGACCAUGAAACAGAGGUCAAAGUAGACAUCAGCUUCAAUGUAGAGACUGCUGUUAAAGCAGCACAGUUCAUCAAAAGCUAUCUUAAGAAGUACACUGUUCUGCCGCCUCUGAUCUUCGUCCUGAAGCAGUUCCUACUGCAGAGGGAUCUGAAUGAAGUCUUCACUGGAGGCAUCAGCUCUUACAGCCUUAUACUAAUGGCCAUCAGCUUUCUGCAGUUACACCCUCGGAUCGACACACGGCGUGCCAACAUCAACCUGGGCAUCCUGCUUAUCGAGUUCUUUGAGCUGUACAGCCGCGAUUUCAACUACAUGAAGACUGGCAUCAGGGUGAAGAAUGGAGGGGCUUACAUGUCCAAGGAGGAAAUGCUCAAAGCCAUGGGGAGUGGAAACAGGCCAUCCAUGCUCUGCAUAGAAGAUCCAAUACAGCCAGGAAACGACGUGGGCAGGAGCUCAUAUGGCAUCCUGCAAGUCAAGCAGGUGUUUGACUUUGCCUACAUGGUGCUGAGUCAUGGUGUGUCUCCUCUUGCACGCGCUUACCCCAACAAAGAGUAUGACAGUACUUUAGGACGCAUCAUCAAAGUCAGCCCAGAGGUGUUAGCCUACAGGGACUGGACAAUCAAGAAGUGGGGGGCCAAGCAGUAUGCCAAGCUGGAGAACCAUGAUGUAGAGACCUGUGAACAUGACCUUGCCAGGCUGAUGCUGGUUUCUGUGGAGGAUCAGAGAGACACUUCUUCCCCUCUCAGUACUGACUCCCCCUCACCUUCUCCAGUCUUCCUCCCCAGCCCUCAACACCGUUCAUCAUCAUCCUCUGCAUGCUCGCUCUCCUCCUCCUCCGGAAGUGACAUAGAGUCUGAUUCUCCCCAGAACAGUAAUGCUGCUAUCCAACUCCACCCCCUCACUCUGGCCUCAGUCCAUUCAGUAAUCCACAUGGCUACUGAUCUGAGGGCCCCACACCCAGUGGGCUUUAUCCACACCACACCUCAGGUCCAGAUGUCCCUCCCAGAAAACCUAACCAUCCCCUCCCUCUCUGAUUGCCAGUUCUACCAUGAGAAUCCACCUUCAAUCAGUGUGGUGCACCGUCACACAUCACAAGCAGCACAAGUCUCCCAGCACACUAACUCCACAAGCCCUCUCCCUAGCCCCCUCCACCAGCUCCACCAUCCUCAGGUAGGAGGGCAGCAGAGCCACACUUACACCAUGAGAUCCAAUUCCCAUGGCUCACUUGAGCCGCACAAAGUUGGCUUCAAGCACAGCCAAGGUGGCAACCUUCGAGGUCAAAAUCACUCUCAAAGUAACUUCAGUCCCCAGCGGCGGUUUGUUCCCCAGGGUCAUAACACGGCACCAGGUUUCAGGAACCAGCAGCAGUACAACCGUAACACCUGGCGCCGCAGAAAGCGGGAAAAUCUUCCUGCUCUUAACCAGAGCAGAUGAAAGAGGAAAGCUGCAUUACUUGACUGGCAUUGGUUUUUUAAGGCCUCACUUAGCCCAUCAUGAGUCUUGGUGUUGAGAGGGCUUAUCUGUGCUCAUUUUGUUACAUCGGUCUGAUGGUAGUCAGAAGCCCUUCCUCUAAAUUUGAUGCACACCAGCACAGAAUUUGAGUUGAUUGAGGAAUUACUGAUUCCCAGACUGGGUCUUCCCACCAGUGUCAGCUGCUAAAAACUGAAGAGUUUGGUCAAGUAUUGAGUUUCCAUGCAACUUGGAACAUCUUCAACAGCAACAUUAUGUGCCAUAGUACUGAACUGGUUUAUCAAACCUGGUCGUUCUUGAAGUUUUGAUUCUUAUUGGGCCUUUUCGAUCAGGUUUUGGGCUCGUUUGGUCUUCUGAAUGCAACUCCCUAUUGGCUACACUCUUGAUUCAGAGCUCUGACAGCUUGGACUAUCAUCUACAAAUUGUACUCUGGACUGAAGCGAAGCACUACCUUUCUACCUAUGCAGCGCAACGCUGGCUUGAUGUUUUUGGUAUGACAGCACAAUUCGGACCUUGUCUCAAGUGCUUAAACUGUGAUGACUUGUUUGAAUGUACAAAGUGUUUCUUUUUUGUGUGUCGGUCAUUAUCUUUUGUUCUCCUGUUUUUUGUCACUGAGGGAUUUAUUGUUUUGGUUUUUUUUGUUUUUUGUCACACUGGCACUAUUUUGUUUUUGUAUUGUAAACAUUGCCACCUUAUUUUGUUUGUUGCGUUUAUGUGCAAUAAUGACUUGCUUUUAAUUUAUUUCACAUUUUAGUUUUAUUUUAGGGGUUCUCCCCACUGUCUGCUUUUUUAUUUCUAGACUACAUUGAUCUGUGCAAUAGAUGGAUUUAAGGGCCUUGAAGGUGUGUGUGUGUGUGUGUGUGUGUGUGUGCAGCUUUCUAGCAGAAGGGGGAGCUAUGGUAUAGCAACAUGAGAAAUGUGCCAAAUAUCCCAUAAUGCCAACAUUUUACUCAUUUCUAAUUUACCAUUGGAUUAUGAUCACUUGAAAUUUUGCCAACUGCCUGUCCAAAUGUUUUUCCACCACUAGUUAUCAUUUUAAACAUGUCACACUAUCCAGUAGUUUAUUUGGGUGUAUUUCCUCUUGAUAGACUGUUGGCUAAAGAAAAACACUGCUAAAAGAACCGUAAGCAGUGUUUUUAUUCAUGUCAUUUCAAAAAUAGUUGGUGCUACUUAUUACCAGCAAAGUGCUUGUGUUUUGCCUUAUAUCUCCUUUUUGAUUCUGUUCAAGCAACAGGUUAACUGCCUUCUUAAAUGACCAAAUUUGCCCUUUUUCCUGUCCGUAGCCAGCUUUGUGUAUUACCUAUUUGUUUCUAUAAGCACUGCCAGGUUUACUUGGCUUUUAUUUUUACAUGCAGCUUCUAGGUGUAUGCUCCAGGAGUAGACUCCUACUGCAGUUGACAAUUGUUAGCAUUAGCAUCAUGUCACAUAUAAUUUUUUUUUUUUUUUUAUUAAUUUAAAUGUGAUAAUUAUAAACCGGUUGUAUAAGAGGUCAUUGCAGAGAUUUUCCUCUCCCAUAUUUAAAGUCAAGACAAGGUUUCAAAGCUACAUCAUUUACACAGCAAUCCAUAAUGAGCUUGGGAUGUCAGAUUCACCGUUACAGGAGUUUUGUAAAGCCAUUAACAAAACCAAAAUUUGGUGAAGUUCAAAAUGUUUCAAAAGUCUGGUUACCAAACUGAUGGACUUAGCAUGAUACUGUUAGCAUUAUCCCCUUGUUUUCAGUGCGGCUUUUAUUAAGCUGUCUAGAGGAUAAUUGAUGGGUUGUUAUCAUAUUGCCAUGAACCAAAUCCCCAGCUCAUGUGUGUGUAAUUAAAGAUGGGCUGUAAUGUGUAACUGACAGACAUAUAUAGAUGUAUACCUUGUUUUUUAUGUAAGUUUUUCUAUUUUUUUAAUAAACAUUUUAAAACUCCA
Molecule: messenger RNA, 4625 nt
Organism: Siniperca chuatsi (mandarin fish)
Lineage: Eukaryota; Metazoa; Chordata; Actinopteri; Centrarchiformes; Sinipercidae
Product: terminal nucleotidyltransferase 4A-like
Exons: 12
Coding region: 240-2681 (813 amino acids)
Biological process (GO): RNA 3'-end processing
Cellular component (GO): TRAMP complex; nucleolus
Molecular function (GO): poly(A) RNA polymerase activity; mRNA binding
Source: RefSeq, a predicted model, not a curated record